This is a messenger RNA of Gilbertella persicaria, 642 nucleotides long. RefSeq lists its product as uncharacterized. NCBI's taxonomy places the organism in Eukaryota, Fungi, Mucoromycota, Mucoromycetes, Mucorales, Choanephoraceae. The record is from RefSeq and is a predicted model, not a curated record. The annotation marks the transcript as partial. The transcript has 2 exons.
UUCUUUUUUUCUUUUCUAUAGUUCAAUUUAAAUAACGACACCAGCUAUGAAUGCAUCAAGAAAUUCCGCUUCAAAAUCGAAAAGAUUCAAUAAGGAAAAUAUGCAAGAUGAAAACGAAAAAAUAGUUAAAAAUAGAGACCGAAAUUCAAGGCCUAUGGACCCUCAGAAUAUUACAAAUAUGGCUACUUUAUUGAAAGCCAGAUUACAAUAUGCGCAAAUCAAGAUGGAAACAGGUUUAUCUACAGAAGGAUUGCAGAAAACUGAACCUGCGUUUAUAAGUUCUCCUAAACAACCUCGUCGUCCUUUGCCUUCAGAAUAUCCACCUUAUCCUACAUCCUCUACACCUCAGUCUCGAAAAUCAAGACGGAUGUUAUUGUCUGCGACUACAAAUGCGCAGAAUGUUUUGAGAAAGAGACGAUUAGAAAAGGAAAAAGACCAACAAUCCAAGCAAGAUGAAGCAGCUGCUUUUACUAUCUUGAUGUUGAGAUCAUCCUCUGAGAGGUCAGAUACUAGGUUGCAUAAAUAAUAAAUUCUCCAGUAGUCACUGUGUGUAACAAGUGCGUUUUGUUCCUUCUUUUUUUUUCUUCUUCUUCUAAUGCCAAAUACAGCGAGUAUUAUUGUAGGAUAUGGCUGUAUUUUGCC